Sclerotinia sclerotiorum 1980 UF-70 is the source of this 921-nucleotide messenger RNA. RefSeq lists its product as hypothetical. The coding region runs from base 1 to 921 and encodes 306 amino acids. The transcript has 2 exons. NCBI's taxonomy places the organism in Eukaryota, Fungi, Ascomycota, Leotiomycetes, Helotiales, Sclerotiniaceae. Gene Ontology annotation, molecular function: oxidoreductase activity, acting on NAD(P)H. The record is from RefSeq and is a predicted model, not a curated record.
AUGGUCGACUUCUCAGCCAAGCCUGGAGCUGUCAGCGGAUACGAUAUGGCUGGUAUUGUGGAAGCAAUCGACGAGUCUGUGGAUACGGGCCUAGCUGUUGGGGAUCGAGUUCUAGGUGUCACCAGUAUUCACGGAGGAGCAUUUGCGGAGUACGUCAUUACGGAUGGAAACCUCUUAAUCAAAAUCCCCGAAAAUAUGGACUUUCAAACAGCCGCAAGUUACGGGGUGGGAAUAGUCACAACAGGCUUGGCGUUAUACGGUCACGAGUGCUUGUCUUUGACAUGGCCAAAUCCUGAUGGAGAGGUCAGUGCAGGUACUCAGAAAACUCGCGUCGGACCCCGAGGGUGGAGCGGUGGAGACGCGCUUGCGGAUGACGAUAACGAUACACCACGCAUUCCGGUACUUGUCUAUGGGGCUUCGACUUCCACCGGUACUUUAGCCAUCCAAUUAUUGCACCUAUCUGGCUAUGAGCCGAUUGCUGGGUGUGGAGCUAUGAUUAAACAGUACACACACAACAGGUUGGAAUACACGCUUGAUUGUAUUACUACAGCAUCUUCAAUGCGUCUUUGCUACGAGGCGAUAGGUGCUGCCGGUGGAAAAUAUGUAUCAUUGGAUCCGUUUAACGCGAGAGUCCAGCGAUCACGUGCUGAUGUUAAACCCUUCUUUUGUUAUGCACUCACGAUAUUUGGUAUACCAAUUGAAUUAGACGGAGAAUUUGCACGGGAUGCAAAACCUGAGGAUCGGAAGCUGGCGGAAAAGUUUGUAAAGAUUGCUGAGAAAUUUAUUGAGAAGGGGAAGUUGAAGGCACAUCCUACGACGUUGAAAUCAGGCGGCUUGAAUGGUAUCGUUGGCGCGAUAGAUCUUUUGAGGAAGGGAAAGGUAUCUGGAAGUAAAUUGGUGUUUAAUGUCAUUGAGGCUUAG